AUCACCCCCACUCCCCAUUUCUCCCUCCAAAGAAAAAAAACAAAAAAAAAAAAAAAAGACAUUAGGCCAUGAAAUUCUUUUCAGCCAUUUUGUUGGUCCUCUGCCUUUGCAUGGCAGCUCAGCGCCUGGACGCGGCCAGCCAAGCAAAUAAGGAAGGAAUAGAAAAGAUAGAGAAAAUGUGUGCACAAACUAACUACAAAGACCUUUGCGUCACCUCCCUGACUUCUGACCCCAACAGCUUCCCUGCCGACAAGAUGGGGCUAGCCUUGGUUGCCCUCCGUCUUGCCUCAUCCAAUGCCUCCGACAUAUCGGAGAGCAUCAAGGUGAUGCUCAACGAAACAAGCCAAAAUGAGCCUGCAGUACAACAAGGUCUGUUUGAUUGCCUUGAUGAGUACCUAGAUGCAUCGCAACAACUUGACGACUCCAUUGCUGCAAUUAUCGCAAAGGCCUAUGGGGACGUGGAGAAAUGGGUCCAUGCAGCUGUCGCCGAUGUGCGCACGUGUGAGAACUCGUUCCCGACGAAGCCGUCGGUGCUGACACCAAGGAAUGAGGAGUUUAUUAAGCUAUGUGACAUUGCACUAUCCAUCUCCAGGAUUGCAGAAGAAAAUUAACUAUAUAAACUUAUAGUUUCUUUUAAAAAAAAAUUUCUCUACUUUUUUGAUGGAAGAUUGGAGCAAAAUGGCUGGUUUGGCUAUUCUUUAUAUGGUGAAGCUUUUUCAUUAUGUGUUUCUUUUUUUGUUUGAGAUAUAAUUCCUCUGUUUAGGAUGAGGAGUUGCUAAUUGGUGUAUUAUUAUCGUUUGAAUGGGAGGGAGAUAUUGAAGUUGGACAGAAACACAAAACUUCUUUAAAGAAAAGGUUUUGUGGAUAAUGGCCGUCUCAUAUUUUAAUUAUGUCUAAUUUUAUAUAUUAAAAUUGCAUUUAUAUGCAAAUUCAUUUCUAAAUUAAAUUUAAUGUCAAUGAUUAGGUGU
This is a messenger RNA of Cucumis melo (muskmelon), 968 nucleotides long. Its product is annotated as cell wall / vacuolar inhibitor of fructosidase 2. The record is from RefSeq and is a predicted model, not a curated record. Gene Ontology annotation, molecular function: enzyme inhibitor activity. The transcript has a single exon. Gene Ontology annotation, biological process: negative regulation of catalytic activity. Lineage: Eukaryota; Viridiplantae; Streptophyta; Magnoliopsida; Cucurbitales; Cucurbitaceae. Bases 69 to 611 code for a protein of 180 amino acids.